AUGGGGGCGCAGGACCGGCCGCAGUGUCACUUCGACAUCGAGAUCAACCGGGAGCCGGUUGGUCGCAUUAUGUUUCAGCUUUUCUCAGACAUAUGUCCAAAAACGUGCAAAAACUUCCUUUGCCUAUGCUCAGGAGAGAAAGGCCUUGGAAAAACAACUGGAAAGAAAUUAUGUUAUAAAGGUUCUACAUUCCAUCGUGUGGUUAAAAACUUUAUGAUUCAGGGUGGGGACUUCAGUGAAGGUAAUGGAAAAGGUGGAGAAUCAAUUUAUGGUGGAUAUUUUAAAGAUGAAAACUUUAUUCUCAAACAUGACAGAGCGUUCCUUUUAUCAAUGGCAAAUCGAGGGAAACAUACCAAUGGUUCCCAGUUUUUCAUAACCACAAAACCAGCGCCACACCUGGAUGGGGUGCAUGUUGUCUUUGGACUAGUUAUUUCUGGUUUUGAAGUAAUCGAGCAAAUUGAAAACCUGAAAACGGAUGCCGCAAGCCGGCCUUAUGCAGAUGUGCGAGUUAUUGACUGUGGAGUACUUGCCACCAAGUCAACAAAAGAUGUUUUUGAGAAAAAAAGAAAGAAGCCAACUCAUUCAGAAGACUCGGAUUCCUCCUCCAGUUCCUCUUCCUCUUCCGACUCCUCUUCAGAAAGUGAAGUGGAACGUGAGAGAAGCAGGAGGAGGAAGCACAGGCGGAGGCCCAAAGUGAAGCAGGCCAAGAAGAGAAGGAAGGAAGCGAGCGUGUCUGAAGAGCCACGGGCCAGGCAGCCAGCCAGCCCCAAGGGUCAUUCUGAAAGGAGUGAUACGAAUGAAAAAAAGUCGGCGGACGCGAAUGCUAAAAGGGAAAAGCCUGUGGUCCGCCCGGAAGAGAUUCCUCCGGUGCCUGAGAACCGAUUCUUGCUGAGAAGAGAUAUGCCUGUUGUCCCUGUGGAACCUGAACCGAAAAUUCCUGAAGUUACACCCAUUGUAAGUGAUCAGAAACCAUCUGUGUCAAAGUCCGGACGGAAGAUUAAAGGAAGGGGCACAAUUCGUUAUCACACCCCUCCUCAGUCAAGAUCCUGUUCGGAAUCGGAUGACGGGGAUGACAGCAGUGAAACACCGCCUCACUGGAAAGAGGAAAUGCAGAGGCUGAGAGCGUACAGACCCCCAAGUGGCGAGAAAUGGAGUAAAGGAGACAAGUUAAGUGACCCCUGUUCAAGCCGUUGGGAUGAACGAAGCUUGUCCCAGAGAUCCAGAUCAUGGUCCUAUAAUGGCUAUCAUUCAGACCAGAGCACAGCACGACACUCCGAUGGGCACCAUAAAAAACACAGAAAAGACAAGAAGGUUAAGCAUAAAAAGAAAGCUAAAAAGCAGAAACAUUGCAGAAGACACAAACAGACGAAAAAGAGAAGAAUUCUGGUGCCAUCUGACGUAGAAUCCUUAAAAUCAUCCACCCAACGACUGAAAUUUCCUCCUGGUAGAGAAAGAAGAUCUCGUUCUUCCUCAUUGUCAUCUCGUCACUCGUCAAAAAGGGACUGGUCGAAAUCUGAUAAAGAUGAUCAGAGCUCCUCGAGCCGUUCCAGCAGAGGCUCCUUCAGGUCGAAGUCUAAAUCUCGUUCGAGGUCUUAUUCUCGAGGCAGCUCGAGAUCAAGGACUCCGUCGAGAUCUAGAUCUUCAUCGCAUUCCCGAAGUCGAUCCAAGUCCAGAUCUAGUUCAAAGUCAGGGCACCAAAGGCCAGCGUCCAAAUCUCCUAGAGCAGCCGCCCAGAUAAGUGAAAGCAAGCCAGCUAAAACAGAACCCUUGAGAGUAGCAGUGCCACAAAAUGAAACCAUCGUGGUGCAGCCGGUGGUGACAGAAAACCUUCCUGUCAUUCCUCUGAGUGACAGUCCCCCUCCUUCGCGGUGGAAGCCUGGACAGAAACCUUGGAAGCCCUCCUAUGAGCGAAUUCAGGAAAUGAAAGCGAAAACAACCCAUUUGCUGCCCACCCAGAGCACGUACAGCUUAGCAAGUGCCAAAGAGACUGGUAGUUCAUCCUCCUACCGUAAAAGAGAUAAACAUUCAGAAAGCGAUCGGAGUGCGUAUACAAAGUACAGUGACAGAAGUUCAGAAAGUUCACCGAGGUCCAGAAGCAGGUCUUCUCGGAGUCGAUCUUAUUCCAGAUCAUACACGCGGUCCCGUAGCCCAGCUAGUUCACGUUCAAGGUCUCGGACGCCAUCAUCUAGGUCUCAUUCACGAAAUAAAUACAGUGAUAACUCACAGGACAGUAGAUCCUCUUCAUACUCUUCUGCCAGCAGUGAUGAGAGGAGACGAUCCAAGAGGAAGUUUAGAUCCAGUGGGAAGAAAAGUAAGGCUUCAAAUAAAAGGCACAGCAGUGUGUCUGAAAAGGCGCUGGGCAGUAAACACAUCAAAGGCAGAGAGAAGCCUUCGUGCCAGAGACGCCGUAGUGAAAGCAGGUCGUCGUCAGGUGAUUCUUCGGACAGCGGCCGGUCAGGUGUUGACGUCGUCCAGCCAGCGCAGGGGAAGGAGAAGCCGGCCCAGAUGGAAGUCACUGCUGUCAGACAGGACCGGAGGACAGGGGAGAAAGCCAAGCCUGAACGGGAAUGCCCUCAUCCAAAACAAAGAACUCCGAAAGAGCAGGCUUCUGAACACUUCAGAAAUGGCAUCAAGCCUAAAAAGAAGAAUUACGCCGGGAGCAAAUGGGACUCUGAAUCAAAUUCAGAACGAGAUGUGACUAAAAACAGUGCAAAGGUGAUCCGGCCAUCUUCGGAUAAGGAGGAAGGUGAGGCCACGUUGGAUUCGGAAUCGGAGCCUGGGGAAAUCCACAUCCGAGAGGAAUCUACAGCCAAGUCUUCAGCAGAUGCUUCACUGCCUGAUGGCAGCGGGGUCUGGAAGGCCCGCAAACAGCAGUCCUCGACUUCUGACUCCGGGGGUUCCUGCUCCAAUUCUGAGAACACGAGGGCCAAGCCGUGGAAGCCCAGGCACGGGCCGAAGGAAGGCCUGAAGCGGGAACACCCCAAGAAAGCAAAGGAGAAGGUGAAAGGGAAAAAAGACAAAAAGCACAAGGCCCCGAAGCGAAGGCAGGCCUUUCACUGGCAGCCACCGCUCGAGUUCGGGGAGGAGGAGGAGGAGGAGGUGAGCGAAAAGCAAACCUCUCAGGAGCCAAAGGAGAAGAAGCACGCUUGUGCGCACGGUGACACCGUGAAGGAGCCCAGACGACCGCACAGCAGGGCCUGUGACCAUGGCAGCGCCGCCCGACGGCGCACAGGCAGCGGCUCGUCAGAGCUCGAGCAGCGACCCGAGGACGAUCGGAAACCCAUUGUCUCUCCCCAAGUCCUGAACACUGAGGAGAGGACAGCCAGUUCUCCCCGAGACGUGCAGCACGUCGAAGAGAGGGUCCCCAGCAGCGUGGACGAUGUGCUCCAGACGGACGAUAACAUGGAGAUUUGCACUCCUGACAGGAGCUCUCCCGUGAAAACAGAGGAGGCGUCCCCUCUAGAAGAUGCCACGUGCGAGGCCCCCGAUGUCAGCAUUGUUCAGAAGCAGGAUGUGAAGACGGAGAAUCCCGAGGCCGAGACGGGAGAACAGGAAAGCGGAAUACGUGAAAACCACACCGGCAGUGACAUGGGGACACAGGACAGCGGCACUGCUGAGAGCUCUGUGAGGCCGGAGGUGGCGGUGAAGAGCCAGGCCGGCCUCGGGGACAGCAAGUGGAAGCCCCUGCAGGGCGUGGGGCACCUGGCCGCCACUGCCGCCGCCGGCACUCUGGAAGUGAAGGCUUUGACCACUGUGUCUGAGAUGAAACCGCAGGGCCUGAGGAUAGAAAUCAAGAGCAAAAAUAAAGUGCGGCCUGGCUCGCUCUUUGACGAGGUGAGGAAGACGGCACGCUUAAACCAGAGGCCACGAAACCGAGACAGCUCCAGUGACGAGCAGACACCCAGUCGGGAUGGUGACAGCCAUUCCCGGAGUCCGAGCAGAUCUCGAAGUAAAUCUGAAACCAAAUCAAGACACAGAACGAGGUCUGUCUCAUACAGCCACUCAAGAAGUCGCUCGCGGAGUUCCACAUCAUCGUACCGAUCGAGAAGCUACUCAAGGAGUCGGAGUAGAGGCUGGUACAGCAGGGGACGAACAAGGAGCCGGAGCAGUUCCUACCGCAGUUACAAAAGCCACAGGACGUCCAGCAGGAGCAGAUCCAGGAGCAGCUCGUAUGACCCCCACAGUCGGUCCAGGUCCUACACCUACGACAGCUACUACAGCAGAAGUCCGAGUCGAAGUAGGAGCCCGAGAAGCGACAGCUACCACCGGGGCAGAAGUUACAACAGGCGCUCCAGGUGGGUGUCAUCGUUAGAUUCCUGCAGAUCUUACGGUUCUGACAGUGAAAGUGAUCGGAGUUACUCUCAUCACAGGAGCCCCAGUGAAAGCAGCAGAUACAGUUGA
Molecule: messenger RNA, 4401 nt
Organism: Elephantulus edwardii (Cape elephant shrew)
Lineage: Eukaryota; Metazoa; Chordata; Mammalia; Macroscelidea; Macroscelididae
Gene: NKTR
Product: natural killer cell triggering receptor
Biological process (GO): protein folding; protein peptidyl-prolyl isomerization
Cellular component (GO): nucleus
Molecular function (GO): peptidyl-prolyl cis-trans isomerase activity
Source: RefSeq, a predicted model, not a curated record